AUUAUUCCUAUUAUUAUUCCUAUUAUCGUUCCUGUUAUCAUUUCUAUUAUUAUUCCUACUAUUAUUAUAAUAAUUAUUAUAUUUUAUUUCUAUUAGUACUCCUUAGUUUUUUAUCUCGCCAUUUUUUAAACAUUUUUAUUUUUUUACGCACUCCGUAUUUACUAGAACAAGUACACUUAAAAGAAAAGCUAUUAGCAACUUAUUUUUCGGCAGAAGCAGUAGUGAAAAAUUUAUUUUUCCAUAUAGUAGUAAAGCAAAUUUAAAAUUAAUUUUUAAUUUUUUAAAAAAUUAAAGCUGCAAAUUAUAAAAAAAAAAAAUACCCUUGCGUUAGCUAAUUUUGCGAGAUACAUUUAUCAUACUAUUAAUAAAAAAUACACAAAAAUUUCCUUCCAGCUAAUAUCACGAUAACUUUAAAUAAUUAUUAUUUUCUGAAAAAAUGUAUAGAAUUCUACUUGCUAAAAUUUUUGUAUUCACCUUCUGCGCUUGGAUAUUGCGCGCCGCUGAUAAUGAAAAGGGCUUAAGCCAUAACGUGAACAAUGGAGCAAAAAAUGCGCAAAAUGGUAUGCAGUUAAGAGUAUCUAGAUUGCUUUCAGUAAGCGAUUUAGAUUCUGAAAUGGAUGAUGGCAGCUUUGAAAGCUUAGCCAGUUCACGUGUAAGUGAUGACAGAGAUGAAAGGAGAGAAGAAAUGGACUCAAGUUCUUUCAGUUUAGAUGACCAGGAAGAAUUGGACCCAGAUUUGGAAUCAUUUAAAGAAUACAUCAGACAUGUGACAAACAGUGAUAAAUCUUUUAAGGAAAAAUUUGAAGAGACAAAAGAUUAUAUCAAAAACAUGGACCCAAUGACAAGAAAAAAAAUUAAAAGAGAAAUCAAAGACAAGGUAAACGAAAGCAGACGUAUGAAGCAUAGAAGAAAGUGCCAGAAAUUGCAUGGCAUAUGCAAGGAUUUGUAUAGAGAUUUACAGUACGAAGACUACAAAAUGAUGUCUAAAAUGCGCAAGAUGGAAAAGAAAAUGUCAGUUCUUUUCUUCGGAGCCGGUGUUCUAGCAGCUGUUAUGGCCUUCUUCAUGUUCCCAUUUGAAUUAAUUUCCUGCUCUGGUGGACUCGUCCUUAUGGGGCUCGUUUUAAUUUUCUUACUCUUCAAGAAAAUCUAAGCAGGGCAUGAAACGGGGGGUGAAAAAGGAAAAGGAAAAGGAAAGGAAAAAGGAAAAGGAAAGGAAAAGAUAAAAGGAAAAGAAAAAGGAAAAGAACAAAAAUUAGAGGAAAAUCAGGAAUGCAGAAACUAUAAAUGAGCCUUUUAACAAAUGGACAUUUCUUCCCGUAUAGCAACCAAGUUGAAGUUGAAAUAUUUUUAAAGGCAUUUUGAGUAAUAUCAAACUAAGGAAAGAGAGAAGCUCCUCAGACUUGGAACAAAUUAGCGGUUGGAAGUAUAAGCUUAUAGGAUUUGAUUUAGUAGGUUUUUUAUGCGCAACAUGUGAAGAGCUUAAUUUUGGGACCCCUAUGCUCACGAGUGACGAAAUAAACUAAAUACGAUCUUCAUUUAAUGGAUGACAUGUGCUAUUAUAACCCUUUUGAAAUGUAGAGAAUUGCGUAGAACGUCCAGAUGUAAUUACCAUUUUCAUGUUUUGAAUUAAGAUCAAAAAGGAGGGGUUCGUAUUUUUUAUGAAGAUAUAUGUACCCCUAAUUGAUCUUCAUUAGGGGCACGCAUUUCUUUAUACGAUUUAUGAAGCGUUCCUUUUGAGAGAAUUACACUGUGCUGAAUUAAUUUACAUUUUUCAUUUUCGCUCCUGUCGUAAAUUCUGUGCAUCUCUGAGUCAAAGGUCGAUCGUAUUUAUUUUUUUUUCUCACAUAUAUUGUAUUGUGCUAUAUAGUAUAAUAUUUCAUUACCAUACAUUACAUUAUAUUAUGUUAUAUUGCUUAUGUUAUAUUGCUUAUAUUAUGUUGUGUUAUAUUGCUAUGUUAUACUGUAUUGUAUUAUACUUUAUUUUAUUACCAAGGAGACACACGUUUUAGCUAUUUAUUGAACGUAUUCACUCUUCAUAUGUUUAUUGAUUGCAUGAGUUUCACCCUGUAGUUAUAAGAAAUCCGUUUCGAAAAAAUUAAAAAGGAGCGUGUAUGUGUUUAUAUAAAUUCAUAUGCAUGUAUGUAUGAAAUAAAUCCUUUUCCAAGACUUGAACGAACCAUUAUUUCUGCAUUUUCCUGCGCCAUACCACAGACCGAAUUUCUUAGCACUGUAAAAUGGACAGGGGGGCCACUACUGUUUUAGGUGUACCCAAGCAAAUAGGGCAUGAAAAAUGAU
Molecule: messenger RNA, 2295 nt
Organism: Plasmodium vivax (malaria parasite P. vivax)
Lineage: Eukaryota; Apicomplexa; Aconoidasida; Haemosporida; Plasmodiidae
Exons: 2
Coding region: 437-1150 (237 amino acids)
Source: RefSeq, a predicted model, not a curated record